UAGUGAUAUCCUUGAGGGGGAUUGGGGUGAACUUAGAGAUUCAACAUUAAUGGCGGUCUGUAAUGAGUAACAUCGACAAUCCGAAUCAUAUUGGUGAAUUGCAAGUUCUCUGUUUGACGAUUAGUUUCAUCUAGAAGCUUUAUUUUGGAUGUUCACGAACUGACAUGAGACGAGACGUGACUUUGGCAAAAUGACACGUUUGCGAAACUUCCGGUGCAUGACGGGCAAGGUGCAAAGAACGAUGAUGGCAGUUAUACUUUGCCACCUAAAACCAUCCAAGUAAACAAAUUUCAGCAUGACUUAACAGUAGAGAACGUUAUGUUAUUCUCAAGUGCCAUCGUUUCGGUGGACGAAGUACAGGUUUACAUCUUUACACAAGUCAAUGGAAAAAAAAGUGGCGGCAGCCUCCUUUCUUUUCUUCCCAAUUCUGCUGGAGAGUCUAAGGCUAGAGUGAACCCGAAAAUGGUUCGGGAUUUUAAUUUGGAGGAUGCUGAUAUCACCUUCACAAAUCAAGUAAACGUUACUUCAACCAGGCAGGUGCGAGUUUACUCAGUGUUCAACCUCAGCCUCACAAACACGGCACUAGGAGGAAAAUCUGUUGUUUUACACGAACUUAUUGUUCUCGUGACUACUCACGACAAAAAUGGGACGGAACACCGACACGAUCAACAUUAUACCCUGAAUUACACCAAGACGCAAGUUAGUGGUUUGGUUAAUGUUAGCUUUGGAUCAGUCCAUAAGCCAACAGGUCAUCAGAAGGACAUUAAGGCAGCUACAGCUAGUGUUUUGGUUAAUGUUAGCUCUGGAUCAGUCCAUAAGCCAACAGGUCAUCAGAAGGACAUAAAGGCAGCUGCAGCAAAUCUGGCUGUACCAAUUGCUGUUCCAAUUGUUGUAACACUUUUUAUCAUCGGGAUUAUUGCAAUUGUGGUUAGGCGGUACCAGAAGAGGAAUAAAAAUCAUAAAAAAGAUGUAAAUUUUAUUCUCGAGACUUCAAUGUGUGAUCAGGGGUGAUAUUGAAAAGAGAAACUAGAUCCUAGGCAUCAAGGGGUUGAAACAUUUUUUGUUAGACUGGUUUAUCUUUCGUAGAGAAAUUUAAGCUUCAGCAACUACUUCAUGUCAUAGACUGAAUUAGCACAGCUUGUUCAUCACUUGCUUGUAUUUUGGUGGAACUUCUUGAUUGUUUAAAAUCAGUUAUUGCAGGAGAAGAGAUUAACUAGCCAGGCUAAAAUUACAAGGUUUCACAUCUCAGGGUUGCAGUGCCAUGAUUUUAUGAAAUAUUUCAAUCUACACAUGGAACGAUUUUGCAUAAUUUUCAUGCUUUUGGCAACCAUGGGUAUGACAAGCCAAUCAUAGCAAUAUUCAAUAUUGUUAUAUAUGUUCAAAUCAGUAUUUAAAUUAAUUUUAAAAAUGUU
Stylophora pistillata is the source of this 1412-nucleotide messenger RNA. RefSeq lists its product as uncharacterized. The record is from RefSeq and is a predicted model, not a curated record. NCBI's taxonomy places the organism in Eukaryota, Metazoa, Cnidaria, Anthozoa, Scleractinia, Pocilloporidae.